AUGGUUGUCCACAUUAUUCCUAAACUGUUGAGUGCAAAAACUCAUGAGCUGAUUCUCAAGAACAAGGUUGAGGAGCUCAAUAGGGAGAUGGGACUUACCCUUAUACAAAAAGAAUUUGGAAGGCAUGUUAGAAUGUUGACCCAUGAGAUUAGGAGCACUCUUGACCAGUAUACCAUUUUGAAGAUUGCACUUGUUGAAUUGGGAAGGACUCUGAGCUUCGAAGGAUUUGUACUGUGGAUGCCAUUAAAAAGUGUCCUAUGCGGUCGCAGAGGAUGGGGCGAUGAAGGCGGUAAUUUCGUUCACGAUGGCGCUGAGGAUGAUGGGGACGAAGAUGAAGACAACGAUGGCGAGGAAUCCAAUGGAGAAGUUAUGGUAGACCGAAAGGGAAAAGGGAUUAUGACAGCUGACAAGGGCAAAGGGAAAUUGAUAGAAGAAGAUGACGAGAACGAUGACGACAGUGGCGGCGACGACGAUUCCAGUGACGGUGGAGUUGUUUCGGAUGGUGACAGUGAUCUGUCGGAUGACCCACUUGCAGAGGUGGAUUUGAAUAACAUUCUUCCGUCAAGGACUCGAAGGCGGACAAUUCAUCCCGGAGAAUUCAUUGCUAAUGAUGUGGGAAAUGAUGAUGAGGAUGAUGAUAGUGACGAUAGCGAUAUAUAAGCCUGGAAGGUUAGUAGGAACUCAAAAGAAUUAGUUAUUGGGAUAGCUAUGUUGUAGAUCGUGAGAACUUUUUUUCGGAAACAAUGCGGUGAUGUGAUUUUGAUUUUGAUAUUUCUACUCUGAUUAAGGAACUCCUACACUCUCUUUCCCGCAUCAUGACAGUUCGCUCCAUUCUAUCGUUUUAUGUGUGCUUGAAAUUCACUGAUAGUUUCUUACUGGAUAACUUUACUGAUAGAAUGAUUUGGGGUUACUGGCUAUUCGCUUUAAAGUUUCCCAAUUGUAAAAAAUUAUUAUUGGACAUCGUGGCAAUUAAGUUCUUCAUGAAGCUUUUCAGUA
Messenger RNA from Prosopis cineraria, 996 nucleotides. RefSeq names its product ethylene receptor 3-like. NCBI's taxonomy places the organism in Eukaryota, Viridiplantae, Streptophyta, Magnoliopsida, Fabales, Fabaceae. Bases 1 to 660 code for a protein of 219 amino acids. The transcript is spliced from 2 exons. The record is from RefSeq and is a predicted model, not a curated record.